GCAUUUGUCAUUCGGAACGCGACCACGCUACAGAAGUGCUAGUGUCGACGCGCGCUCGAUUACACACUCGCGAAAUUAAAAACAAACCGUUCGUUUUACAAAAUUGAGGAAGUUUAUCAGUGAAACAAAGAUUAAAAGUGGUUUAAAUUAGUGCUGGAGGUCGUUUAAGUAGUAACUACUUUUGAUUUUAAUGCGAAGCAGUCACCACAUAUGUUUCCCUGAAAAGUUAAUUGACCUUAUUGGUUAAGACGAAAUUAAACGUUAAUUCCGUUGACCACAAUUCCGAUUUCCUUCACGAACAACAAAUUGAAACAGAUCACAGUACAGUAGGAAAACAGUGAACCACGAACAGUGUGUAUAGUGUUUUAAACAAAAUAAAUUCCGUCAAUGCGAAGAAUAAAUCAAAUAUCAAAGACAAACAGAAAGGCCUUACGUUAAAUGCCGCCUACGGAGACAGGGCGCGACGGCAUGCUUUGCCUGUCGAGACAUGACAACUGCCUCUGGGAUGAAGCCCUCAAGUCUGCGCAGCUUACAUGGACAGGUCUUCAAUAUUCCUGUCUUAAGAUCUUGCAUUUAUACUGCAAGGUGUUCGACAGAGAAGAUGUCUUGGAUCUAGUCAUUAGGAAGACAUGUAAAUCAUGCGGAUGUGACCGACUCACUCAUUCCGUUUACCACGAGGAGUUGGGAUCGGUACGAGAAAGACUUGGACUGCGGGAGACAAGAGUCAACCACCACUCCUACGACAGCCCGCCUGGUCUCACCGCCAAACAGACUGAACUGUACUGGCAGUCUUUAUCGGAGAGAGCGCCGAGCGUAGGUGGCGCCACUGGUGCGGCUGCUUGGCGAGCGUGGCGAACCAGAGCCUUAGCUUCUCAACUACCGAAGCAAGAUCUCUCGUUAGCCCACUGUAGACAUAUUGACGAAGCGCAUCGUAAGCAAUUCGAAGAUUUCGUUGCGGCUAGAAAUGAAAUCGCACUUGAUAUUGGUAUUGCAAGACAGCAUCAUGGAUCAUCUGUUGACUGUUUGGGGUGCAGUAAACCUAUACGUAGUGGGAGUAUUGCUAUUGAAGCGCCACGACUUAACGAAGAGGCAACAUUCCACCCUGCGUGUUUCUCGUGCUCGGAAUGUGGAGAGUUGUUGGUAGAGCUGGCUUACUGCGCGCUGGACGACCGGCUCUACUGCGUGCGGCACUAUGACGAGCGGCUCAAGCCACGAUGCCGUUCCUGCGACGAGCUCAUUUUCAGUGGCGAAUACACCAAGGCCAUGAACAAGGACUGGCACAGCGGCCACUUCUGCUGCUGGCAGUGCGACGAGUCGCUGACGGGCCAGCGAUACGUGCUACGCGAUGAGCAACCCUACUGCAUCAAGUGCUACGAGAGCGUGUUCGCUAACGGCUGUGAGGAGUGCAACAAGAUCAUCGGCAUUGACUCUAAGGAUCUGUCGUACAAAGACAAGCACUGGCACGAGGCUUGCUUCCUCUGCGCCAAGUGCCGUGUCUCGUUGGUGGACAAGCAGUUCGGUUCGAAGCUCGACAAGAUCUACUGCGGUAAUUGCUACGAUGCCCAGUUCGCGAGCCGUUGCGAUGGUUGCGGUGAAGUCUUCCGCGCUGGCACCAAGAAGAUGGAAUACAAGACGAGGCAGUGGCACGAGAAGUGUUUCUGCUGCGUUGUGUGCAAGAACCCCAUCGGCACCAAGAGCUUCAUCCCGCGUGAACAGGAAAUCUACUGUGCCGGCUGCUACGAGGACAAGUUCGCUACACGCUGCGUUAAAUGUAACAAGAUCAUCACGCAAGGUGGCGUGACGUACAAGAACGAGCCGUGGCACCGCGAGUGUUUCACGUGCACCAACUGCAACACGUCGCUGGCCGGGCAGCGGUUCACGUCGCGCGACGAGAAGCCGUACUGCGCGGAGUGCUUCGGGGAACUGUUCGCCAAGAGGUGCACCUCGUGCUCCAAGCCCAUCACUGGCAUCGGCGGCACCCGCUUCAUCUCAUUCGAGGACCGUCACUGGCACAACGACUGCUUCAUCUGCGCGCAAUGCAAGACAUCACUCGUGGGCAAAGGUUUCAUCACCGACGGCCAGGACAUCAUCUGCCCGGAGUGCGCCAAACAGAAGCUCAUCGAAAAGACAAUACUACCGUUAGUCGCUAACGCGAGAGACUGGUGCAUGAUCGAAAAGCAAGACUCUGCGACCGAUGAGAUCUGA
Diatraea saccharalis (sugarcane borer) is the source of this 2205-nucleotide messenger RNA. The record is from the annotation of a GenBank genome assembly. NCBI's taxonomy places the organism in Eukaryota, Metazoa, Arthropoda, Insecta, Lepidoptera, Crambidae.